Molecule: messenger RNA, 1964 nt
Organism: Lampris incognitus (smalleye Pacific opah)
Lineage: Eukaryota; Metazoa; Chordata; Actinopteri; Lampriformes; Lampridae
Exons: 3
Coding region: 17-1030 (337 amino acids)
Molecular function (GO): DNA binding
Source: RefSeq, a predicted model, not a curated record
UUUCGCACGGGAGAAAAUGGCGCCCCGGAGACGAAGUGUCGUUUGGAAAUUUUUCAAAGUCGUCAACGAGAAGGAACUACAGUGUCUCCUCUGCAAGGUGUCCGUCUACCACUACGGACACACCACAAACCUGCUGAGGCAUCUGCGCGCCAAGCACCCCGCCGAGUUCAACAGCAUGGAGGACGGCCAGAACCAGCAGCCCGGCCAGAACCCAAACGAUGAACGACAACAACACAUUGUGACCAACGGGGACCAGUACUGCUCCGUGGAGGUAGCCAUGGAGGAUGAUUCCGGGGCCAUCGCGGCGGUGAACGAGGCUGAAAUCACCUACGCCAUUAACGGCCUCUUGAGCCCCGUGGAGGAAGACGAGGUGAAGCAAAGUCCGCAGGAGGCCCGAGAUGACGUCGCUCCGUCGACGCGUGCGCGGAGCUCCAUCUGGAUGCACUACGAGCGUCUGGACGACCAGAAGUGUGCCUUGUGCUUGAUUUGCAUGAAGAAGAUCCACCACCACAGCAGCACCAGCAACCUGCACCGCCACCUGUCCAAGAAACACCCGCAGGCUUUCGCUCAGCUCGGGGGCAUCAUCAAAAAACUGCCAUCCAACACGAUACAGCAUUCCCCCGAAAAAGACGACUUGUCUAAAUCACCAAAGACCUCAAUGGCUAAAAAGGAAUCCUCAGACACGUCUGAGCUCACGUGGGUUGCGGAUGCGGAGCUGCGCGUGCUGGAGAGGGAGCGGGAGCUGAUCGAGGCUCUGAGGAGCGCUCAGAGGCAGGAGGCCCUGGCCCUGGAGCAGCAGAGGGAGCUGGUGGAGAUGCUGCGCAAGGCAAACGCCCGGGAGGCGGCCUCCGAGCGGGAGCGGAUCGAGUGUCUGAGGAGGUCCCAGCAGGACGAGUCCCAGGCGCUGGGCCGACAGCGGAGGGAGCUGGAGAAGGAGAGGGCCGAGCUGCAGGCCAAAUGGGCUCAGCUGCACAGGGAGCAGGAGGAACUUGAGUGUUUGCGCAGCGCGCAGGAGGCAGAUGGACUCUGAACGCACCCGGGACACGAGACGUGAGCCGGCUGCUGCGUCCCGCCCCAACAGGACUCUGGACGGUAUAUGAACUCUGUCAUUAUGGGUGUUACGGUUUUUGGUUUUGUUUUGUUUUUUCAAAUGCAUGGGAAUCUCCUUGACAGUUAUGAAGUGAAACUGUUAUCGAAAAUGUUUUGUUAAAAAAACAACCACAACAAAAGGAUCCUCUCCAGAGGAGUAGGUUAUAAUGCCUCGUAGCGAAAGCGUGUACAUGUGUCCUGGCUGUAUCGUGUGUUGGUAGAUAAGGGGAUAUUAAAUGACGCCCUCUUGUACAAAGAAAACAGAACACGGCUGUCUCUAGUUUUUACCGUACAGGGUGCAGGACAGCUCAGCGUUUCACUUUUCUGAACCUGAGAAACCGACUCAAAAAGCCAGAAACCAUAGCGGUCUACUCCGAUGCCUACCAACACGGGGGAUCGCUGGUUCGAAUCCCCGCGUUGCCGCUGGCUUGGUCGGGUUUCCCUACAGACACAAUUGGCCGUGUCUGCGGGUGGGAAGCCGGAUGUGGGUUAUGUGUCCUGGUUGCCGGGCUAGCGCCUCCUCUGGUCGGUCGGGGUGCCUGUUCGGGGGGGGGGGGAGCUGGAGGGAAUAGCGUGAUCCUCCCACGGUCCCCUUGUGAAACUCCUCACUGUCAGGUGAAGAGCAGUGGUUGGUGACUCCACGUGUAUGGGAGGAGGCGUGUGGUAGUCUGCAGCCCUCCCCGGAUCGGCAGAGGGGGUGGAGCAGCGACGGGGACGGCUCGGAAGAGUGGGGUAACUGGCCAAGUACAAUGGGGGAGAAAUUAAACAAAAAAAAGCCAGAAAUCAGAAAAAUUAUAGUGGCAUUCUCAGAAUAGACUUUCAGUGAUUUCAGAGGGGUGGUAUUUUACUAUGUUCUCCCCGUGUCUGCGUGGGUU